AUGUCGCAGAAAGAAGUGGUUGACGUAUCUAUUACUCAGAACGGAAGAGGAAGAGGAAUCGGAGACGAACUUCCCCUCGAGUUAAUCGACACAAUCGUCGAAAAUAACAUCGACGACAAAGACUCUUUACUCGCAUCAUCAUGUGUAUCCAAGUCAUGGCGCACGGCGUCCUUGCGACACCUUUUCUCCGCCGCAAACUUCUCGUCAGACGAUGAUUUCACGCGUUGGCGUGAAAUCGGAUCCCAUUUACCCCAGGUGCCUCUUUUCGUCAAGGAGGUCAUGUUCGCGCCUGGGCGCCGUCUCAGGGAUAAGCAGAAGCAACAGCUAUAUAAACAAUAUCCUGACGUGGAUGGGGUGCCACCGCAGGCUCGGCUCGAUGCUCUAGCGCGUCUCCUGCAUGAUGAAACACUUAGCUCCUCCAGUCCUCCAUGUGUCCAGCUCCCUGAUAUGCCACAGGCUCGUAAACUAAUCUGGGAUACCCCAUUCUUACAUCCGGUUUACUGCACGGUUUCAACGCAGCAGUUCCUAUCGACAUUUUGCUCCCUCAAUGAGGUGGAGUUCUCGGGGAGCUUUGCUACUAUCUCCGAUGCGAAACAAUUCCUGGGGCUGCUCCCCAAAAUAGAGGUUCUCGAUUUCGAAGCUAUCAAUAUCGCCGAGGCAAGCAGUUCCGGACGCUCCCCCGCCUUCACAGGCGACAUGACCAAUCUUCGUAGACUAUCAGUUGGAGAGUGCCGAACAUCACUCGACUGGCUGGUUGAUGACAUCCUGGCAGUCUCAUGUCCCACCAAGCUUCAGAGUAUCCGCUACGAACACUACCUCCCUUUUUCCUCGAGGGUGUUCGCCUGUCUCGUUGCCAUUUCGUCUGAGUCUCUCCAGGAGCUAAUCAUUCAACCACCAAGUGAUGAAAGGUCAAGUCUUGCAGGCUGGAGAAACCCGCCUCAGUUCACAAACCAGUCUUUUCCUUCAUUGAUGUCUCUGACGUUUUGCAUCAUCCAACUGGGACUCCCCUUCGGGCCGUUGUUUUCGAUGAACUGGUGUCGUAGGGUCAUGGAAGUCCUCCCACCGGCUCCGAAAAUGACUACUCUCACAAUGCACUUUUACGCUGAAGAACCAGAAGACGUUGAUGACAUUGUGGCCGACCAGUCAUUCAACUGGAAACAGCUGUCAGAGCUCACUUCAGAGCUGUUUCCCGAGCUUAAAACAUUCAUCGUACACGUCUCUAUGGAAACGGAGUUCGGGGCGAGGCAAAAAGCACUGUUGGAGGACCUCCUUGAAGAGAGGCUAGAACAUUUCGGGAAGAAGCUGAAGAUUGAAUGGGUGAAUGAGAAUCCUGCCUGGGGUGGCGAUGUCGAAUGA
Messenger RNA from Desarmillaria tabescens, 1356 nucleotides. RefSeq lists its product as uncharacterized. Lineage: Eukaryota; Fungi; Basidiomycota; Agaricomycetes; Agaricales; Physalacriaceae. Bases 1 to 1356 code for a protein of 451 amino acids. The record is from RefSeq and is a predicted model, not a curated record. The transcript is spliced from 4 exons.